Pyricularia oryzae 70-15 is the source of this 228-nucleotide messenger RNA. RefSeq lists its product as uncharacterized. The record is from RefSeq and is a predicted model, not a curated record. The coding region runs from base 1 to 228 and encodes 75 amino acids. Lineage: Eukaryota; Fungi; Ascomycota; Sordariomycetes; Magnaporthales; Pyriculariaceae. The transcript has 2 exons.
AUGGCUCCAGGAGCUUUUCCCCGGCUCUCCAGCAAGCUCAAGUUCAGUCUGAGCGCUAUUAGUCGUGAGCAGGCGACCAUGGACGGGGUGAUUGUGAUCUGCAAGGUCUCAAUAGACGAGGCAACUGAGAGCCUGGAGAAGUACCAAGACAGAAUUGGAAGACAAAGAAAAUAUCUCGUCAUGCAGGAGUCGAGACCUCUCGCAAGGACAAUGAGAUGGAGGUCCUAG